AUGGCCCAGGCCCUGGGGGAGGACUUGGUGCAGCCUUCUGAGUUGCAGGAUGACUCCAGUUCUUUGGGGUCCGACUCGGAACUGUGUGGGCCCAGCCCAUAUCGCCAGGCAGACCGGUAUGGCUUCAUAGGGAGCAGCUCGGCAGAGCCGGGCCCAGGUCACCCCUCUGCUGACCUGAUCCGCCAGCGGGAGAUGAAGUGGGUGGAGAUGACCCUGCACUGGGAGAAGACCAUGGCUCGGCGCUACAAGAAGGUGAAGAUACAGUGCAGGAAAGGUAUCCCCUCGGCCUUGCGGGCCCGCUGCUGGCCCCUGCUGUGCGGGGCCCACGUGUGUCAGGAGAACCACCCCCGGACCUAUCAGGAGCUGGCCUCAGCCCCCGGAGACCCUCAGUGGAUGGAGACCAUCGGGAGGGACCUGCACCGUCAGUUUCCCCUGCACGAGAUGUUUGUGUCACCCCAGGGUCACGGGCAGCAGGGGCUCCUGCAGGUUCUCAAGGCAUACACGCUGUACCGGCCGGAGCAGGGCUACUGCCAGGCCCAGGGCCCCGUGGCCUCUGUGCUGCUUAUGCAUCUGCCCCCUGAGUUGCAGCCCAAGCCCGUUCUCUCUCCUGACCUGAGUGGGGCCCUCACUGCAGGUGUGAAGGUGUUGUUCCGCGUGGGGCUGACCCUGGUGCGCCUGGCGCUGGGCACUGCUGAGCAGCGCCAGGCCUGCCCGGGGCUCCUGGAGACACUGGGCACCCUCCGGACCAUUCCCCAGGCCCAACUGCAGGAGGAAGCCUUCAUGGUCCAGGUACACAGCGUGGCCCUGACUGAGCGCGACCUGCAGCGUGAGAUCCGGACCCAGCUGAGCCAGCUGCCCACCGCAGCUCCGGGACCCCCACCCCAGCCGAAGGCCCGCCUCGCAGGGGCCCCCGCCAUCUUCGAGGUCCAGCAGCUGGCCAGGGUCCAGGGGGGCACCAGCCCCAGCCCCGAGGUGCCCCGUAUCGUGGUACAGCCCCCGGAAGAGGCCAGGACACCUCGACGCAAGCCCCAGACCCGAGGCAAGACCUUCCAUGGGCUCCUGACUCGGGUCCGGGGACCCCCUCUGGAGGGCCCCUCCAGGGCCCAUCGGGGCUCCUCUUCUUUCCUGGACACCCGAUUCUGAGGGCCCCGUGGACUCUGAGUCCGGUGCGUGGGACUGAGCAGCCGGCCCCAGAGUGCCCACUGCAUUCUACAGGAGCCAGCGUUGCUCCCCAACUCCCUUCCCAGCCAGGCGGGGCCCCCAUGUCAGACAGAGUCAUUCCGGAGCCUGUGCCAGGCACAAGGGUGAAGAAGGGGACAGGGCGGGGCUUGCUGGGACCAGAGCCAUCUGCCCAUGGAGUGGCCCUGGUGCCCCUACGUAAGUGGACAGUAGCAGGAGGGGAGCUGAUCGG
Echinops telfairi (small Madagascar hedgehog) is the source of this 1411-nucleotide messenger RNA. RefSeq names its product TBC1 domain family member 10C (gene TBC1D10C). Bases 1 to 1143 code for a protein of 380 amino acids. The record is from RefSeq and is a predicted model, not a curated record. The transcript is spliced from 8 exons. NCBI's taxonomy places the organism in Eukaryota, Metazoa, Chordata, Mammalia, Afrosoricida, Tenrecidae.